This is a messenger RNA of Trichomonas vaginalis G3, 693 nucleotides long. RefSeq lists its product as uncharacterized. The record is from RefSeq and is a predicted model, not a curated record. Bases 1 to 693 code for a protein of 230 amino acids. NCBI's taxonomy places the organism in Eukaryota, Parabasalia, Trichomonadida, Trichomonadidae. The transcript has a single exon.
AUGAUUGAAUCUGAUUCAAAUGAACAACUUGAUGCAGCUGUCAAUGCAUUACAGAUAGCAAUAGAGAAUUCUAAGCAGCAGAGAUCAAAAGAAGUUAAACUUUGGCAAAAACGAACACUUGAACUUCAAAAUCAAGUAACUUCAUUACAAUCACAGCUAUCUGAAGCUGUAAACAUUAACACACAAUUACAAUCUGAUAUGAAUGAAAUCUCAAAUGAAUGCGAGAAAUUACGAAAGAUUAAUAACCAAUUAGCAAAGCAGCUUAAAGAAAAAGAGCAAGAAAUUGCAAAAUAUAACCAAUUAAAUCAAUCUCUAAGGACAAUACUAGAUGGUGGCGCAGGUGUUGCGACAAAUCCAGUAUCAAUCACACAAUUACCAACAAAUAAAUCGACAAUUCAACCUUUAUAUGAAGAUUUAAGUCCACCUCCCCAAAAUCCAAAGAUAAGUCCUAUUUCUCCGAAAUUACAUAAAUCAACCACUCCAAAAAGGGCUUCUACUAGUAAAUCUGGGCAACUUUUGCAAAAAGCUAAAGAACAGUUAACAUAUUCUGACUUUAAUUUACUGAUACAAGAAAUUCAACGUCAUAACAAUUCAAAUUGCAGCAAUGCAGAGACUCUUAAGAAUAUCAAACAGAUUUUAGGUCCUCAAAAUGAAAAUCUUUAUAAAGAAUUCGCAUCCAUUAUGUCCGAAUAA